GGCCGCACCGCACAGUCAAAAAAAAAGGCUCCGAGUGAACGGACGUGCGCGCGCGCAAACCGAAAGUGGAAAGGCAAGGCAAAAGCAGAGGCAGAAGCACAGAAGCUGAAAUCGAAAGAGAGGCAAGAGAUCGGAUCUCCCACUCGCUCGCACCAGCACUCGCACUCGCGGUCGCGCUCGCGCCAGAAAAAGUUUUACCAAUCAAGUUUUUUAUUUCGCAAUAAAACAAAGAGAAAAAACAAAACUUCAACCUAGUUAAAGUUAAUGCUGCUGCUGUAGUUGUAGCUGUGCCCGUGCUGUUGUGUGAACUUUGUGAGUGUGCGCCCGCCGUCCGUGAGCACUUGGCCCUGUGUUGGUGGAUAUUUCUUGCGUUGCGUCGCAGAGCGAGCCGAGAAGAAGAAGCAGCAGCAGCAGCCGCGGGAAAGGCCAAAGAGAAAUUCGGGAAUCCGCUCCUGCGAGAUACAGGAUACAGCCGCGACAUAAACAAAUCCCAGAAUGAUCGAUGAAAUCGAAAGUUGUCAGUGAGCACUAUGCACAGCACAGCCGAUCGCAGGGAAUAGGCGAUCAGAACAGAAAGUGCGCAGUGAGUGACCAUCUUCGUCCUGGGAUUAACUAACUGCUGAACAGCCAACUUAAUGAAAGAGUUUCAAAGAAUGUUGAUGUUGCAAUACAGCAAGCAUGGCGAGUGCAUACUCAAAGAAAUCGGAGCAGCCUUCAGAGGGGAGCACCCUGCAGACCUGACCAUCGUCUGCGAGAACAAAGUGAAGCUGCACGCCCACAAGUUGGUCCUGGCGGCGGCCAGUCCGCUGAUAAGGAACCUUCUGGAGGACACCCACCUGAGCGACUGCUCCACCACCGUGUACUUCCCCGACGUGAAUGCCACCUACUUCAAGUUCCUGCUGGACUUCCUGUACUCCGGUCAGACGUGCAUCACCUCGCGGGAUGUGAACUACCUGCACGACCUGCUGCUGCUGCUGCAGAUCAAGUCGGACAGCUGGAAGACCACCGACUCCGCUUAUCUGAGCAGCAAGUGCGGCGGUCUGCGGGAGCGGACGGACAGGCGGAAGCAGCAGUACACCAGCCCGCAGAACCUGGAGCCGGAUCAGACGCUCAAGUACGAGGUGGACAGCGUGGACGAGUCGCGCAACGCGGCCGACUUUUCGUCCGCCUUCAACUCCGGCGACAACUGCGAGAGUGCGCCCGAAUGCGAGCGGAGUGCUGGCGGCGGCGGCCACAUCAACAAGGAGGAGGACGAGGACGACUGCCCCCACAAGGACAAUAAGAGCGACAAGGAAGACACGGACGAAAUCGUAAAUCUCUCGAAUGCCCCGCCCAGCGGCACCAGCGGCAGCAACAGCAACAUAAGCGCCAGCAGCAACCACCAGCAUCAGCAGCACCACCAGCACCACCACAAUAACAACAACAAUAAUAAUAACAACAGCAGUUCCACUAUAAAUCCCGUCAACCUUUCACUCGACCUUCGGACAAAGAGCGAGAACUCGGCGAGCAGAGCCCUGGGCUCCGGAUCCGACCACAGCGGCAUCGAUCUGGCAGUGACUGCGAGCGAGAGCACGAAGCGCAAGGGCCUGUUCUUCGACUCGCACAAGGACGUGAUGAAGCCGCUGUCGGAUGGUUCGGAUAUCAAUAGCUCGCCGGAGAACUACGUGGUAACGCCGCACCGAAAGCGGCGACCCGGAUUCCACAACACGCAGAGCGACAACCAGCCGUUCACCUCGUAUCCACACAGUCUGCUUGAGGAACUGCGCCUGGCCAAGUCGACGACAUCGCCCAUUUCGGGCUUUGGAUCAGAGAAGAACAUGCUGGCGCAUUUGGAGGACGGAGCCCUCAACGGAGACACCCUGACGCCGGACAGGAAGCAUCUGCUGGAGGCGCAGCGCAAUCGAGCCCAGAGCCCCGAGAUGCCGAUGCACCUGGGACCACAGUUCGUCUACCAGUGGCAGUCCAACCAGAACGCCGCCAUGUCCGCAAUGCCCAAUCUGCAGUCGCGACUCUCUAGUCUGUCGCACAUCAGCCUCAAUCUGGAUCAUCCGGACGGCCGCAGUGGGUCGGCCUCGGGAUCGGGGCCAAACCUGGCCGGCAGCAACACGCACGCCUCCUCGGUGCGGGAGUACCGAUGCGAGUACUGUGGCAAACAGUUUGGCAUGUCCUGGAACCUCAAGACCCAUCUGCGCGUCCAUACGGGCGAGAAGCCGUUCGCCUGCCGCCUCUGCGUGGCCAUGUUCAAGCAGAAGGCCCACCUGUUGAAGCACCUGUGCUCCGUUCACCGGAACGUCAUCACGACAACGAACGGGGCGGACACGGAGAACCGGUACAGCUGCUGCUUCUGCUCCAUGUGCUUCGAAUCGGUCCAGGAGCUCGUCCGCCACCUGUCCGGCCACCACAACAACCUGCUGCUGACCAAGAAUCUGCGCGAAUAGAGUCCGGACAUCGGCUUCCAAGAGUAUCCCAUCUGUCCGAUCCGAUCCACUGCGAUCCGAGGCGAUCCGCCGGACGGACAAUUGCAAAGAGACCUGAAUUUUAAAUAGUAGCAGUAGCAGAUUUAAUUGCCUAUUGUAUAAAUAUGUAAAAUCUAAAUUUAAAUCAUAAGUUUACCAACGCAACACAUUCACGCGACUCUGCUCGAUCAUUUUUCACCCAACGCCAACGGCCUGGAGCUCCACAUCCUCGAUCCGGUGGCCACUCACGUUGUUUUCUCAUUUAAGUUUUAUUCGACAUCCAAUCCCAACCCCAGCAAAUGCACCCACUACCACUCCCACUACGACCCCAAUUCUUUUUAAGCGGCUGGUCCAUUCACAGUGGAGCACUUAUUAUUAAGCAUAUGUUUAUACGCAAGGUAUUUUAAUUUCUAUUGUAUUUCCAACCCGUUUUACAUGAACUCCAUUACCUAAACCUACAUUUUUAUAGUUUUUGAUACACCUUUCGUGUUAAGAUUUUACAUAUUCCCUCCUAAAAUCGCCAACUAAAGUGUGUAAAGUGUACAGUAUAAUUUCGCAAGCUCGUAAUAAAAUCAGAAAAGCA
Molecule: messenger RNA, 3039 nt
Organism: Drosophila biarmipes
Lineage: Eukaryota; Metazoa; Arthropoda; Insecta; Diptera; Drosophilidae
Gene: ken
Product: transcription factor Ken
Exons: 3
Coding region: 636-2438 (600 amino acids)
Biological process (GO): regulation of transcription by RNA polymerase II
Cellular component (GO): nucleus
Molecular function (GO): protein binding; RNA polymerase II cis-regulatory region sequence-specific DNA binding; DNA-binding transcription factor activity
Source: RefSeq, a predicted model, not a curated record